AUGAUUGCAAAGACAUCCCAUCCACCACCCUACUACGCUGUCAUUUUCACCUCCAUUCGAUCCAAUAAGAAUAAUAACAAUACUGAUGAUAAAAACGAUAGCAACCAUGCUAGCAGCAGCAGCAGCAGCAGCAGCACUACUACUACCUAUUCUGAUACGGCCACUCGCAUGAUGGAAUUGGCACAGGAACAACCUGGCUUUUUGGGUGUCGAAUCUUGUCGCGAAGAGAUUGGCAUUACGGUAUCUUAUUGGAAAGAUGAGGAAUCCAUUCAAUCGUGGAAGGCCAAUCUGGAGCAUUUGAAAGCUCAACAACAAGGAAAAGAUGGCUGGUACGAAUCCUAUCGAGUUCGUGUUGCCAAGGUAGAAAGAGAUUAUGAAUUCGAGGCACCAGCGACCUAA
This is a messenger RNA of Cylindrotheca closterium, 399 nucleotides long. The record is from the annotation of a GenBank genome assembly. Lineage: Eukaryota; Bacillariophyta; Bacillariophyceae; Bacillariales; Bacillariaceae.